Molecule: messenger RNA, 2509 nt
Organism: Pomacea canaliculata
Lineage: Eukaryota; Metazoa; Mollusca; Gastropoda; Architaenioglossa; Ampullariidae
Exons: 8
Coding region: 83-1216 (377 amino acids)
Molecular function (GO): protein binding
Source: RefSeq, a predicted model, not a curated record
UGACUAUUUUGACCAUGAUACUAAUAUUGGUCAUAAGAGGCUGCCCUGAUUGAGAGACUUCCGGGUCAACGUAAACGUAAAUAUGGCACGACAGAAACGGCACACCAUACCUGAAAUACAAGCAUUUUUGAAACCAGAGUAUGAUUCGUGUAUGAUGUGCUGUGGUUUCUAUGGCAACAACUUUGGUCAGCCAGUUUGUAGCACAUGUCAUCUUUUUCUAUUUUCUAUCAACAAAGAAGAAGGAGAAGGCGAGGUCUAUACAGAGAAAGCAGAUUCUGAUGACUCUGGUAAUGAGGAGCCUGUUGCUGAAGCAGAUUUUUAUGCUAGCAGUGAUUCAGGAGCAAAGGUAGUGAAAGCUGUGGUGCAUAAGACGGACAAACUGGCUGAGAGACUUGGCUGUCUGACUGUGGUACGUGAUAGGGACCAGGUGCCUGAAGGCCUUGUUGAUUCUUUGCCUCCAGAAGUGCUGUUAGUAGUGUUCAAAUACCUUGAUGACAUUUCAAAAUGGACAGCGGGCCAAGUUUGCACUAGAUGGCGCCAGAUUCUGGAUGCAGAAAUGUCACAGUCCAAGUGGAAGCAUUUUAUAAGUCUGCGCUGGCCACUUUUUCAGCCACAAUUCAAGGUGACUUGCUGGAAAGCCAUCUACACACAGCUAUUGGAGAGUUCUCCUUGUCGUUAUUGCUUGGACAGUAUGAUGCUACAGAGCACACCACCAAUUGAAGAGAAUUCAUGGCGGCAUCGCCGUCUUCGAAGUGAGUUGAAAACAUUAAAAUCAGAUCCACCUGAAGGCAUCCAGGCUACACCACUGGAUCGGCACUGUUGUCACUGGCAGGCGUCCAUCACAGGACCACAAGGCAGCCCCUAUGAGGGUGGACUUUUUCUCCUUUAUCUACAGAUUCCGCAGAGCUACCCUAUGCGACCACCAAAGGUCCGUUUUAUCACAAAGAUUUUCCACCCAAACAUCAGCCGUCAUGGAGAUGUGGGGCUGGACUCCAUCCAUCAUAACUGGAGUUUAGCUCUAACUAUUUCCAAAGUAUUAAUCAGCAUACAGUCCCUGCUGACGGACCCAUAUUGUCAUGUGUGCAUGGAGCCCAGUAUUGGAGCCUUAUACCGAAAAGCCAAGUCAGAGUUUGAGCGCAUUGCCAGGCUAUGGACGUGGAAGUUUGCCAUGCAUGACUAUGUCAUGCCCACAGAUAUAGACCUAAAUGGAGUUUAGAGUGAGCCAGCAUAGAACUCUUGUGCCAGACACCAAUGAGCAGAGUGUUGGUGUUACCUAGAGUUCAGCAUUAACAGUGGACAAUAAAACUGAUUAUGCAGAAUUCUUGGUUUGGCAUGGCAUGUAAAGGUCAUGAGAGAUGUCACAGUGACCUGUUCGUGCAUUUAAUUCAAAGUUGAGAUGCAUGCCAUGAAUGGUGACAGCUGUGAUAUAUAGACUACUGUUAAAAAUGUAAGCACUUGAUGUCUCUGACUGGUGUAUUAGUGAUGGCAGUGUUUGACAUGAUGGUAUCACCUGCUAGAACACUGGAAUAUUGGUGUUGUCACAUUGAAAAGUGCACUGUGCGAUAUCUCUUGAUGGAAUAUUGCUGACAUUAGCUACAAUGACAACUAUCCUUUGUCGUUUGCUGGAAUACUGGUGAUACCAGUUACAUUUACAUUGUGCUGUGUGAUAUCUUUUACAGGAACUUAAGAACAUUGGUGACACCAGUUUCCAUCAUAAUUUGUGACCUUGAACAAUGUGAUAUAAUAAAGGAAUUAAUCACUGAGCCCGUAUAAAUCUAAUGAGACACUUAUCAUAACUACAUACAUCUACUGGGGAAUUGUGGGUAUGUGAUGCUGGUUGUAACCAUUGUGGUUUGAAAGUGAUGCAGGUUGUACUUAUGCCGUUUGUAUGAAUGUUAGCUACAUGAAUACUAAAUGUAUUUAUUGCUGGAAAAGUGCGUUUCCUAAAUUUCAUUGUCUGCUAGGAUUUUACAAUUUUGUUUGUAAUUUUGUGGGAGUUGUGUGAUACCUUGAUGAAGAAAUUGGGCAAAGUAUUUUUUCUUUAUUUUGGUAAGGUUUCGUACUUGCACAUUCUAUGUCUACAAUCUGGCUGCAAACCAAACUACCAUUUUUCAAUGUUUAAAAACUACCCAACAACUAAACUAUCCUGUCUUUUUUAAUGUUGAGCAACUCGCAGCCAAUCAUAUCAUGCAGAGACCUCAGAAAUGAGAUAAAUUUAUUUUGCAACAUCUAGUGGUAAAAACUGAUCUUGAUUUUUCUUUUUGAUAUAGAGGCAGUGAAUGUAAGUGGUUGCGAAUGUCCAAGGAUAGACACAUUUUAACACUAACUACAACUCCCCUUUGAGUGCAUUAACUAGCUGGCCACUUCAUGAAAAAAAGAGAUGAAACGUCAGUUAAGUGAAGACAGAGAGCGCUUUGCAAAAUUUUGGUCCGUCAGUAAGUGGCAAAAAAGACAGUUUGCCAAAUUUUUGGUCAAUCAUUAACUGAUGAAAUAAACUGUGUACCAUGUU